Molecule: messenger RNA, 3692 nt
Organism: Helicoverpa armigera (cotton bollworm)
Lineage: Eukaryota; Metazoa; Arthropoda; Insecta; Lepidoptera; Noctuidae
Product: retinoblastoma-like protein 1
Exons: 19
Coding region: 136-2883 (915 amino acids)
Biological process (GO): cell differentiation; regulation of transcription by RNA polymerase II; negative regulation of G1/S transition of mitotic cell cycle
Cellular component (GO): chromatin; transcription regulator complex; nucleus
Molecular function (GO): RNA polymerase II transcription regulatory region sequence-specific DNA binding
Source: RefSeq, a predicted model, not a curated record
AUUUUGCCGCGCGUGGGAGGAGUCGUGCUAUUCCCGCCAAAGAUCUGUCAAAUUGUCAAAAUCGGGAUAAGUUUACGUGUGUGAGGUUGUUUAUUUUUGUUUUAAUUAAAUCAUUUAGUGUAAUAAAUCCAAAAAAUGUCUAAAUUAGACGAUAGUGAAGAUAAUUGGAUUGCUACGAUGGAUAGCCUUUGUUCAGAUUUAAACGUCGACCCUGUGGCAGCCAAAAAAUCGAAGGAGUCUUUUUUAGAAAUAAAACGAAAUUAUUCUUUAGAUGGUGAUUCAUUGCACUGGAUGGCAUGUGCCCUGUAUGUAGCAUGUCGGACAUCCAUAACUCCCACAGUGCAGUCUGGAACGGCUGUGGAAGGAAACUGUGUCAGCCUUACAAAGCUACUGAGACUUUGCAACAUAAGUCUUAUCCAGUUUUUCAAAAAAAUCAAGAACUGGAUGGAGAUGGCUUCAAUGUCAACUGAAUUCAGAGAUAGAAUAUCACAUUUGGAGCACAAGUUUGCAGUGUCCACUGUUCUAUAUAGGAACUUCCAGCCUAUCUUCCAACAGAUAUUUUCUGGCUUAACAAAUGAACCUUUGAAGGCCAGUACUAAAAGAAGGCCUAAGACUCAGCCAUGUACAACAAAUGCGUUGUUUGAAUUCACAUGGUGUUUGUACAUAUGCGUAAAAGGGGAGUUCCACAAGUCAGCCCAUGAUCUUGUAGAUAUGUACCAUUUGCUGCUAGCAUGUUUAGACUUUGUGUUUGGAAAUGCAUUUAUGGACCGAAGGAUUGAUUUGAUCAACCCAGCUUUUAAAGGUUUGCCAAGUGACUGGUUACAAGAUGAUUUCAAAUUGCCAUCAACAACACCCUGCAUAAUGCCUGCAUUGUGUGAAAUAAAAAAUGGGCUACUGGUAGAUGCUGCUGCAACAAAAGAAUACUGCUGGAAGCCUGUAGUGAAAUCAUUUUUCGAGAAACAAAUUUUAAAGGGUGACAUUGAGCAACUGAGUGGAGUCCUCGAAGUUGGAACUUUUGACCAAAAUCUUAAAUCAUUGAACAAUUUAUAUGAAACCUAUGUGCUAAGUGUUGGAGAAUUCGAUGAACGUAUAUUUUUAGGUGAACAUGCAAAUGAACAAAUUGGUACAACAAACAAAGUUUCUGGUGAUGAAAUAUCACAAGUUAUUGCUACAUUUGGGCCGAGCAAUCGCGCCUGUACUGAAACUCCACUAACGGGUCGGCGCUACUUAGCACGGCGUGGUGAGGAGUUGACGCCGGUGUCUGAAGCCAAGAACAGCCUUGCGAGGCUCGCUGCUUACCUCAGACAGGCAAAGGCCAAGCCCUCAAGAGAUCUACUCAAAUUAUUCACAGACUGUAAUGUAAAUAUAGAGGCAAUAGACACAAAUCUGGUGCAACCAUGCAACAAAUGGAUGGAGAAGUUCGCCAGCAGUUUGAGAGAGACCAACAGUGCUUCCAGCAACGAAACUAUAUCUUUCCGAUGCAAUAUGGUUACCUGUUUAUACUACAAAGUGUUUGAACAUAUAAUCAGAGAAGAACAUAGGAAAAAACCCCAAGUAUCCCUGAAUAUGUUGCUGACUCAAGAGACCUACCAGUUGGCAGUCUACGCUUGCUGUACAGAAAUAGUGCUCCAUGCAUACGGCGUUCAUUCGUUAAAGUUUCCCCGAGUGCUGCAGAUAUACGGACUCAGUGCCUUCCACUUCUACAAGAUUAUAGAGCUCGUUGUACAGGCGGUCGUGGAGAAACUCAGUAGAGAUGUUAUCAAACAUCUUAAUGCUGUUGAAGAAGAAGUGCUGGAGUCAUUGGUCUGGACAUCAGACAGCCCGUUAUGGGACCAACUUAGUAAAACGCCAGUACCCGCAUCACAGGAUGUUAAAGUUCACGAUUCGCCACAUCGCAGGAAUGGCCUACAAUCACCAGUUUCGGCAGCCAUCGACCGUUACCUAUCUCCGAUAGCAGAUCAGGCGAAAAAGCAGCUCUUCAAAGACCCUAUCAAACCAGGCCAGUCUUUACUAGUAGCAACAAACAAUACACCAGCCAGACAAGAGCCUAGCACCUCGCAGCCCACACCCAGUUGUUCAAACGGCGACAGCAACCCGUCCACGCCUAAGAAAACUAAUAACUCGCUAAUACUCUUCUUUAGAAAGUUCUACAGCCUAGCAGUGGUCCGUAUAAACGACUUAUGCACCCGACUGCGCCUCACCGACGAGGAGCUGAAGCGCAAGAUAUGGACGUGCCUCGAGUACUCCAUCAUGCAUCAGACGCAGCUCAUGCGGGACCGACAUCUCGAUCAGAUACUAAUGUGUGCUGUGUAUGUUAUAUGUAGAGUGUCAAACAAUCCUACAAAUCAAGUGGAGAGGACAUUUGCGGAAAUCAUGCGUUGUUACAGACAGCGGCCUUUAGCUGACAAUCAUGUAUACAGAUCUGUUCUGAUCAAACAAAGCCAAGGAGAGAGUUCACCAGAGAGAGGCGAUUUGAUUAAUUUCUAUAAUAAAGUUUACGUGCAAUGUAUGCAGAGCUUCGCGCUGAGGUUCACUGGAAAGCAUAAAGAUGAGUGCAGCCUGUCUCCGCUGCCGAGCGGGCGCGGCGCGGCGGCGUGGUCGCCGGCGGGGCAGCGCGUGUCGGAGCGGCACCAGCUGUACGUCAAGCCGCUCGUCACGCCGCCGCCGCACCACCACCACCUCACCUACCGCUUCAGCCGCAGCCCCGCCAAGGACCUGCAUGCGAUCAACACGAUGGUGUCGUGCGAAACGGGCGGGCUGACGGCGCUGGGCGUGAAGCGCGGCGCGGAGGCGGGCGGCGACGCGGGGAAGCGGCCGCGCCAGCACCCGCCCGCCGUCGUGCGCAAGCUGCAGGGCCUCAUGUCCGACCGCCAGGCUGUCUAGAGAUUCAACCGACUCCAUCCAAAUUAACGUUCGAGUUUAUUUACGUUCUUAGUCAUAUUUAUUUUGUUUCACUUAGUACCAAAAAUCGCUUCUAGCUCUCUAGCCGUCGUCUUUCCUUUUGUAAAAAUAUUUGAUUAUUUGACGAAUUUAACAAAAAAUAUGAAAUCAAUUGAAUUUGUUAAGGUUGACUACAAUGACUAAUGCUUUGUCACAAUUAUGAUAACGAGGUGCUGGUGCAGUUCCUCGCGUACUUAGCACCCACAACGUUGAGAAAAAUACACAUUGAUCUCAUUUUUAUUUAUGUCGAUAUACAUAAUAAUAUAGUAUUGAUAUGCCAUAACUUGAAUUUUGCUCAUCCUUACGUAAGAUUUAAGUUAUAAUGAUAAUGGAGUCUAUAAGGGCUGUGUCGGAAUGAAAUUGGUGUUUCUGAGGCAAGAACACUUAAUUGUUUUUAAUUACUAGAUUUCAAAAUGCUACCAACAUAUACCUACUUUUAAGUUUUUAUUUCAAUCUUAACACAAUGACUUUGCUUGAAGCAGACAUUUUAUUUUAUGCCAGAUUUUUUCAUAUUGUAGACUACCUAAACGGAGUUCCUCGCAAAUUUUGUUUACCCAAAUCUGACAUACUUUAGUUUCUUCCAUUAAUUGUAUUAUUAUUCCUUAGUUUGUAAGUAAUCAGAGAAAAUUAUAAAAUCAAUUUGUUUAAACUACCAAUCAAAAUUAAAUGAUUGUAUAUUUCGGACAUAAGCGCUAUAUAUCAUGUAUUCUAUUAGAUUUUACCCUUAGAUAGUAAAUAAAAGAUGUAUUCGA